Cokeromyces recurvatus is the source of this 2483-nucleotide messenger RNA. RefSeq lists its product as uncharacterized. Gene Ontology annotation, biological process: protein processing. Gene Ontology annotation, molecular function: metalloendopeptidase activity. NCBI's taxonomy places the organism in Eukaryota, Fungi, Mucoromycota, Mucoromycetes, Mucorales, Mucoraceae. The transcript is spliced from 5 exons. The record is from RefSeq and is a predicted model, not a curated record. Gene Ontology annotation, cellular component: plasma membrane. Bases 357 to 2201 code for a protein of 614 amino acids.
AACAGCGGCUCAAAUUUUAAAGGAUAUCGAUUUGACUGUUGAUCCUUGUGAAGAUUUUUACCAAUUUACUUGUAAGCUAAUAACCAUUGUGUAUAUGUCUAAAAAAAAUACUAAAUAAAGGAACGAUAAUAGGUAAUAACUGGGAAAAGAGCCAUGAAAUCCCAGAAGGCAAAUCAUCUAUCAAUUCAUUUGUAACACUCGUAAAUCAAAACAAGGAAGCACUUCGCAACAUUUUAUCUGGCUCCUUUGACGACUUUUAUAAUCGUACCUCAGGCAGCAACCAAUCAUUACCUGAUCCAGAUAAACUGAUUGACAAACAAAAUUUUGAAAAAGUAAAAGCUCUUUAUAAUUCAUGUAUGAAUGAGGCCUUAAUUGAUGCUCGUGGCUCAAAGCCUAUUUAUCCUAUCUUGAAAGAAAUUCGUGAUAUGUUUCUCACUAAAGGGACCUUUGAUACUCGUCAUUUGACACAAACUCUAUCAUUCUUAGCAAAGAGAAACAUUGGGGCCCUGUUCGAGAUUAGUGUAGACGCUGAUCCUAAAGACCCCACUAUUAAUUCUUUACAACUCUAUCAAUCUGGGUUAACUUUACCUAAUAAAGUCUAUUAUACUCAAGAAGAAACGGUUCAAGCGCUUUAUGAAACAAUUUCAGAUGUUUUGAAUGUUAUCUUUGACGACGAGGAUAGUUUUACAGUUUCAGAAGAAGAAGGAGGACUGCCUUUAUUCGAUGGUAAACCUGAUGCAAAGGCUACAGCUCGUAUGAUUGUUGACUUUGAAAAAAAGUUGGCAGAAAGAAGUCAAUUACCAGAGGAAUUCCAGGAUCCUGAAGCUAUUUAUAAUCCCAUGUCUCUAUCAGAAUUAGCAAAGAUAGCUCCUAAUGUUGAUUGGGGACUUUAUGUCAAUCAUUUAUUACCUGUCAAUGCUCCUUAUCCUGGUAAUAACUUGAUCGUCACUUCUCCUGAUUAUAUUAGUAAUGUCUCUACUGUCUUGCUUAAUAAGGAAAACUCACGUCCAUUGCUUGCUUAUUUUACCUGGAAGGUGAUCUUUGCCUAUUCUGAUUCCUUAGGUGAUGAAAUUCGUGCACCUAUUCGUCGUCUAACGUCAAAACUGAUUGGUACAAAUCCCAAAUCGAUAAAGCCUCGUUGGGAUACCUGUUUAGAUGAGGUGAAUAAUGCAUUAGGAUUCUUGGCUGGUCGAUAUUAUGUGAUUGACAAAUUUGGUGGCAAUGCUAAAGAACGUGCAGAUGAAUUUGUAAACAGUAUCAAGGAAGUAUUCUUAAAACGUUUACCUAGUCUGGAAUGGAUUGAUGAUAAGACACGUGAAAAGGCAAUUGAAAAGGUUGACAAGUUGAUUCGUAAAGUAGGCUAUCCUGAUUCUUCACCUGAUAUUAUGUCCCCUGUUUCAUUAUCUGAUUAUUAUGCUGAAUUAAGCUUGAAAGAAGAUGAUUAUUUCGAGAAUUAUGUAAAUGCUCGUAAAUUUAGUGUUCUUGAAGGAUGGCGUCAAGUGGGUAAAACACCUGAUCGAUCUAAAUGGUUAAUGAAUCCUCAAGAAGUAAAUGCUUAUUAUAAUCCUUCCUUUAAUGAGAUUGUUUUCCCUGCAGGUAUUUUACAAAAUCCUUUUUUUGGUAGCAACUAUCCUGAUUAUUUGAAUUAUGGCGGUAUUGGUGUUGUUGUGGGUCAUGAAUUAACUCAUGGAUUUGAUAAUAUGGGAAGACAUUUUGAUGCUGAGGGACGACUUGUUCAAUGGUGGACUAAUGAAACCUCUGUACAAUUUGAUGAAAAAGCAAAUUGUUUUGUAAAGCAAUAUAGCAACUUUACUAUGAUUGAUGAAAAUGGAAAGGCCAUUCACGUCAAUGGCAAAUUUACGUUGGGUGAAAACUUGGCAGACAAUGGAGGUUUAGGAGAAGCGUAUGUAGCAUGGAAAGAACGCUAUGAUAGUGAUAAGGGAAACAAGCGUUACAAUAAUGUACGUUUGCCUGGUCUAGAUGACUUAACACCUGAGCAUUUAUUCUUUGUUAACUUUGGACGUAUUUGGUGUAACAAGGUGACACCUGCUCAAGCCAAGAAAGGAGUUCUUACUGAUGAGCAUUCACCAGCCAAGUGGCGCGUUAAUGGGGCAGUUCAAAAUUCCAAGUAUUUUGCUGAAGUAUUUAAAUGUCCUGCUGGCAGUCCUAUGAAUCCUGUUCAUAAAUGUGAACUUUGGUGAAAAGAAAGAAUAUGUAUCAGAAUAAAUAAAACAACAGAGUUUAAACCAAAGAAAAAAAAAAGACACCUCUUCCCCCUCCCGCAGACAAAUAGUGAUAUAAAUACAUAUAAAAAUGUAUAUAUUAUGUCUAAAGAUAAUAUAUUGUACUUUGAAACAUAAAAAAAAAAUAAUUACUUUUAUAUUUCAAUUAUGCUUUUCAUAUCUGAGAUUACACGAACGAUAUAAUAGAAAACUCUAUCUAUGAAUUCAUCCUUAUUAGGUUGUAUUAUUUCAUACAUUUUC